Blepharisma stoltei is the source of this 780-nucleotide messenger RNA. The record is from the annotation of a GenBank genome assembly. NCBI's taxonomy places the organism in Eukaryota, Ciliophora, Heterotrichea, Heterotrichida, Blepharismidae.
AUGGACCAAGUUGAAAAUCAAAUUGCUUUACAAUUCAUUGGUGAUUUUUCCAAUAGAACUUCAGAAAAAAUCCUCAAUGAAAUUGUAAAUUCGGUAAUUGAUUCUUCAGGGCUGGUUUCCAGCGUGCUGAAUAGUCUGAUGCCAAAGAUUGGCGAGAAAUUCAAGAGCACAGUAAAUGAGUGCUUAAACUCAGAAAUGAACAAAUUUGAACAGAUUAAAGAACGAAAUUUAAUUGACAUAAAUGAAAACCAAGAAAAACAUGAACUUUUAUUAGAACAAAUUGGAAACGACUUACUUUCGAUUAGCCUUGCAAUUGGAUUCGACAAAUUAGAUGGAGAAGGGGAAAGGAAAAAUAUUGAAAAGUCAGCCAAAAAAGGAGCUGCGCUGACUCAAGACUAUGAAGCUGUGAUAAAUAUCCCUUUAUUCAUUAAUUACAAUAUUUUUUUAACAAAAUAUUACACAUCAAUAAUUUUCAUAUAAUUAAGGUAUAGAAUUCUAAAAGGCAAAGAUAAGGAAGUAAUAAAAAGGAAGCUAAAUGAACUAAAUUUAGAAGAAGUAAUGGGCAAAAACUUAACUGAAAAUACUUAUUAUGACUUAGCUGAUGAACUAAUUAAUUUGGCAAAAGAAGGCGACCAAAACUCUGCACUAUGACUAGAAAAAAUAUGUAGAGUAAUCCCAAUCACCCAGAGCAAGCGAAAACAAGAUUUUUUUAAAAAGAUUUUAUUUUCUAACGAAGAAGGAUUCGAAAAGUACCAAGAAAUUUUAUUCCAACGACUAUAA